AAAUCGCCAAACAGAAGGGAGCAAGGUACCGGCUGGGCCCAGAGCUGGAAAUAUGCGGCUACGGGUGCUGGGAUCACUAUUACGAGUCGGACACCCUCUUGCAUUCUCUGCAAGUCCUGGCUGCCCUCCUGGAGUCUCCAGUCACUCAGGACAUCCUCUGCGACGUGGGAUGCCCGUGAUGCACCGUAACGUCCGCUACAACUGCAGGGUGAUAUUUCUCAACAGGAGGAUCCUGCUCAUCAGACCCAAGAUGGCCUUGGCCAACGAAGGGAACUACCGCGAGCUGCGCUGGUUCACCCCCUGGUCCAGGAGCCGGCAGACGGAGGAGUAUUUCCUCCCUCGGAUGAUCCAGGACGUGACCAAGCAGGAAACCGUGCCCUUCGGCGACGCGGUGCUGGCCACGCGGGACACCUGCAUCGGGAGCGAGAUCUGUGAGGAGCUCUGGACGCCGCAGAGCCCGCACAUCGCCAUGGGCCUGGACGGCGUGGAGAUCUUCACCAACGCCUCCGGCAGCCACCACGUGCUGCGCAAAGCCCACGCCAGGGUGGACCUGGUCACCAUGGCCACCACCAAGAACGGCGGCAUCUACCUGCUGGCCAACCAGAAGGGCUGCGACGGGGACCGGCUCUACUACGACGGCUGCGCCAUGAUCGCCAUGAACGGCGCCGUGUUCGCGCAGGGAUCCCAGUUCUCCCUGGACGACGUGGAGGUGCUCACCGCCACGCUGGACCUGGAGGACGUCAGGAGCUACCGGGCCGAGAUGUCCUCCCGGAACCUGGCGGCCAGCAGGGCGAGCCCCUACCCCCGCGUGAAGGUGGACUUCGCCCUCUCGUGCCGCGAGGACCUGCUGCAGCCGCUGUCGGAGCCCGUGGAGUGGAGAUACCACAGCGUCGGCGAGGAGAUCAGCCUCGGACCCGCUUGCUGGCUCUGGGACUUUUUAAGACGAAGCCAACAGGCGGGGUUCUUCCUGCCCCUGAGUGGCGGCCUGGACAGCGCGGCCACCGCCUGCCUCGUCCACUCCAUGUGCCGCCAGGUCUGUGAGGCCGUGAGGAAUGGAAAUCAGGAGGUGCUGGCCGACGUCCGGACGCUCGUGAGCGAGGCCGGCUACACCCCCGAGGACCCCCGGGAGCUCUGCGGGCGCCUGCUGACCACCUGCUACAUGGCCAGCGAGAACUCCUCCCGGGAGACCAGCGACAGGGCUCGGGAGUUGGCCCAGCAGAUCGGGAGCCACCACAUCGGCCUCAGCAUCGACCCCGCCGUGACGGCCGUCAUGAGCAUCUUCAGCCUGGUGACGGGGAAGAGGCCUCAGUUUGCGGCUCACGGGGGCAGCAGCAAGGAGAACCUGGCGCUGCAGAACGUGCAGGCUCGGCUCAGGAUGGUCGUCGCCUACCUUUUUGCUCAGCUGAGCCUCUGGGCCCGGGGCGCCCCCGGUGGGCUGCUGGUGCUGGGGUCCGCCAACGUGGACGAGAGCCUCCUGGGCUACCUGACCAAGUACGACUGCUCCAGCGCUGACAUCAACCCCAUCGGCGGCAUCAGCAAGACGGACCUGCGGGUCUUCGUCGAGUUCUGCCUCGAGCGCUUCCAGCUCCCCGCCCUGCAGCGCAUCCUGGCCGCCCCGGCCACCGCAGAGCUGGAGCCCUUGGCCGACGGACAGGUGUCCCAGACGGACGAGGAGGACAUGGGGAUGACCUACGCCGAGCUCUCGGUCUAUGGGAGGCUCCGGAAGAUCGCCAAGACCGGCCCCUACAGCAUGUUCUGCAAACUCCUGCACCUGUGGAGGGACGUCUGCACCCCCCGGCAGGUGGCUGACAAGGUGAAGCGGUUCUUCUCCAAGUAUUCCGUGAACAGACACAAGAUGACCACGCUCACGCCCGCGUACCACGCCGAGAGCUACAGCCCCGACGACAACAGGUUCGACCUGCGGCCGUUCCUCUACCACGUGGGCUGGCCCUGGCAGUUCCGCUGCAUAGAAAACCAGGUGCUGCAGUUGGAGAGGAGGGAGCGGCAGGGCCUGGACGGUGUGGAGUGACCCCGGCCCGGCCCCACGUGGAGGGCCCCUCGCUGCCAGGAUCCCACGCGGGACGGCCGCCUCGCCGGUGACCUUGGCCCGUGACCUUGAGCAGGAGCCCAAGCCUCUCCCUGCCCCGGGCAGGGGGAGCAUCAAGCCCUGUUUCAUGUUUCAGGGAGAGGCUGAAACAUGAUCAGUUACUUCCUUAAGAAAAGGCUGAAAUAAAGAGAAGGAGAUUUCUAACCCUUGAA
This is a messenger RNA of Myotis lucifugus (little brown bat), 2259 nucleotides long. It is a transcript of the gene NADSYN1, whose product is annotated as NAD synthetase 1. Gene Ontology annotation, biological process: NAD+ biosynthetic process. NCBI's taxonomy places the organism in Eukaryota, Metazoa, Chordata, Mammalia, Chiroptera, Vespertilionidae. Gene Ontology annotation, molecular function: ATP binding; glutaminase activity; NAD+ synthase (glutamine-hydrolyzing) activity. The record is from RefSeq and is a predicted model, not a curated record. The transcript has 20 exons. The coding region runs from base 53 to 2029 and encodes 658 amino acids. Gene Ontology annotation, cellular component: cytoplasm.